CUCCCGAUGAAAUAUCGCGGAGGUAAAUCUAAGAAAGGUGGAGACUUCGGGAUAACUUCCUGCACAGUACUCUCAAGAAUCAUACCUCAUACUUAAACGACAGGCCGACAUCAAAACCAAGUCGAAUGGAUUAGUAGCGCAAAUAAACUCGUUAACAAGCACUUCACCCUCACGAUUCCACGCAUAAGUAGGAUUUACCGCUAGCAUCCAGCCUGCUAGCUAACAUCAGCUACCAGGACGGCAGAUUGUACACAUCAGAUCAAGACGGUUUCGUAUCGGAGGACAGUAUGGAUGCUCCCAAAAGAAUUCCCCAGAAUAUGCGGGCUGUACAGGGAAUUUCGUUUGAUGAUUACAACUGUCACAUACCUGUUUGUAGAAAUACUGUGCAUGGACAUAACCAGACAAGUUGAGGUGGUGGUGGAGUAUGAGUAUGAAGCCGCCCACGAAGAUGAGUUGACCCUCAGGCUUGGAGAUGUGAUCAAAAACGUACGACGAAUUGAGGAAGAUGGAUGGAUGGAAGGAGACCUCAAUGGGAAACGAGGCCUUUUCCCGGACAACUUUGUAAAGGAGGUGAAAAAAGAUGAGCCAAAGUCCAAAGAGGAGUCAAAGGAGGCUAAAGAAAAGGAAGUGAAAGAUGAGACUCCGAUACAGCGGCGAGCAUCAGGGAAUGUGGCGAGCCUGGUACAGAGGAUCAGUACCUAUGGCAUCCCAGCAGGAGGAAUUGGCUUGCCACCCCAAUCUCAACCCCGUGCCUUAAAAAAGAAGCUCAAGAAGCGUCAGUGCAAAGUCCUUUUUGAAUAUGUUCCUCAGAAUGAAGACGAGCUGGAACUGAAGGUUGGAGAUAUCAUUUACAUCACUGAGGAGGUUGAGGAGGGCUGGUGGAGCGGAAGCGUGAAUGGGAAGUCUGGACUCUUUCCUUCCAACUUUGUCAAAGAAAUGGAAUCAACUGAAGACACAGAGACGAGCGAUGUAACAGACGAGCCAGAUAGCAGAGAUGGAGCGACUAGCCCCACGUCCCCUCACCAAGGCAACGGGGUCAUGGCCCAACCGAAGAAGAUUAAGGAUUCUCGCUAUAGCCGAUCUCCAAUCCCAUCAUUACCAUCUGCCACAAAACCCACCCAUUUGAGCACUCCUGAACCCCCUAAAGGAGAAAAAGAGGCAGAGAGCAAAGGAAAAGUAGAAGAAUACUGUAAGGCCACAUUCCACUAUGAAGCAACUAACCAAGAUGAGCUGGAUUUAAAGGAGGGUGACAUCGUCCACGUACUGAGCAAGGACACAGGAGAGCCAGGCUGGUGGAGAGGAGAGAUCAGCGGCAGAGAGGGAGUUUUCCCAGACAACUUUGUAGCUCUGCUUCCUGAGACAGACAAAGAGACACUCACAUCCAAAGGCUCCGUUAAAGCAUCUCCUAAACAGGAACCAGAGGAGAAGCCAAAGAAGCCCCCACCACCAUCCAAAACCCCAGUCCUAAAACCAGAGGCCCCCAGUGUGGACAAGAAGCAACCACAGUCACGGCCUGAAGAUAAAGUUGUCAAGCCCUUGCCUGAGAAACCCGCCAAACCUGCUGGCCCCAUCGUGCCCCCGAAAAAACCUGUGCCUCCAAGCAAGGGACUGCUACGUCCUUCCAUCCACACAAAACGACCUGACUUGCCUCUCAUUCCAUCACCAGCCGCCAAGCAAGUGCAAAAUGGAGAAGUUCCCCUUAUACAAGCAAAGCCAGAGUGCGAGCCUGUACCCAUCAAGCCAAAAACUGUUGUGGACAGCGAUGAGAACAAUUCUGAAACGGUUAAUCUCAUCAGUUUUGACGAUGUCUCCUCUACCUCGGAGAAGUUAACCCACCCUACCGCACAGCGACCAAAGAUGCCUGGCAAAAGACCUCCUGGUCACAGAGGCCACUCCCCGAGCAAUGAAAUUGCUGAGAAAGUGGAUGAAGUUGACUCUGCAUCUUCCACACAGAAUUCGCUCAAGACAUUUGUCUCAUCACCCUUACCAUCUACGGUGCCUAAAACGGUUUUAGCAACCCAUAUCACCCCUGAGCCCAAACCAAAACCUGACAAGGAAGAGGAGAAAGGAUCUGAACUGGAGGAACUGAAGGCUCAGAUAAAGGACCUAGUGCUGUCUAUAGAGUUACUGAAGGCACAACAGUCGAGAGAGCUCAGUGAACUCCGAAAAGAGCUGGAUAAUGAACGACUCAAACGAAUGGCCCUGCAGAUGGAGAUAGAAAAACUGAAGAAGAUUGUACAAUCAACAUGAAAUCUGGCAUCCUGAACUGGACUGAUGGCUCCGCUGAUGCAUCACGAGUGGAAAGCGACCUUCAGAUGGAGGGUCGGAUAUCGUUCAUGUCGUCUUUACACUCACUGACUUACUCCACAAAUUGUAAGAUUCAAAUAUUUGCACAUGAGUUUUUUUCUAGGUUUAGAAAAGUGUAAUUAUGACAUAUGUAUAUGUUUGUUUUCCUCUUUCUAUUUUUUUUUGCCAACAAAAAUGAUUGAAGCCUUACUUUACUACUGUGCUGGAUAUGCAGUCUGUGCACUUAUUGAGAAGUGCAGUGGAUUAUCCAUUCAAUACUACUGAGUCUGUAUAAAUGUUGGAUUAUGUUAUUUCCUUGCUUUUUUAUGACAUGGGUUAGUUUUUAAA
Messenger RNA from Sinocyclocheilus grahami, 2634 nucleotides. RefSeq names its product CD2-associated protein-like. Lineage: Eukaryota; Metazoa; Chordata; Actinopteri; Cypriniformes; Cyprinidae. Gene Ontology annotation, molecular function: protein binding. The record is from RefSeq and is a predicted model, not a curated record. The transcript has 20 exons. The coding region runs from base 292 to 2250 and encodes 652 amino acids.